This is a messenger RNA of Nematocida major, 1539 nucleotides long. RefSeq lists its product as uncharacterized. Bases 1 to 1539 code for a protein of 512 amino acids. The transcript has a single exon. Lineage: Eukaryota; Fungi; Microsporidia. The record is from RefSeq and is a predicted model, not a curated record.
AUGCACAGCCAAAACUCACCGGAAAGACUCCCGUAUUUCUCCACUAAAAACGAAGCAAAAAGAUUCUACUGCCAGCCUGCCCUGAGUCUCUUCGAGCACUUCCUGAUCUUCCAGGAGAUGCCGAAAGAGAGAAAAGACAUCCUCCAGGCCCUUGAUAAGUACUUCAAUCUAGAGCCAAACCAGCACUCCCGCCCAGAUACAGUCACUCCCUUCAAAAGUGUCGAAAUUUCAUGGGAGGACUCAGAACUCCCUGAAUCCCGGACUUUCCCCCUCCUGAACGAGCACGAUCUCUCGCACUACGACAUUUGGCAGCACAUGUUCAUAGACUCCCUCCUGUGCGGGCAGGUAGAAGAGUCUUCCUACAUGAAAGUCCUUAGGAAAGCGACUUCUCCCACCCUGAGAGAUCUAUACGAAGGAAGAGAAAGUCUCCCAGAAGCACUGAAGGUCCUGAAGAGGCAUGCCUUCCUAUCCGUGCGAUCUACCUCCCAUGCAAGUGCCCGGCAGGAUGACUUUCUCUUCUUCCGGGACUACGUGAGGAGAGUCACUUCUUCCGUGGAGACGCAGGAAAGAGUCGGUCUCAUAAGCCCAGAGAUAAAAAGACACGUUCUGAGCGCGCAAAUAGAGAGCGGCCUAUGCAUAUGCACGAAGCAGUGGAUAAACCUGAAAUCCCUCCAGGGAAUGUCCUGGGGGAAGAUCCUGGAGUACAUCGAAGGAAAAGAGUCUGCAAUUUCCGAAUUCCUCAUAAAAGAAGCCCAACAGAACAAUCAGAAUCAACAGAAUCAACAGAAUAAUCAACAGAAUCAAGAGAAUAACCAGAAUAUUCAACAAAAUAACCCGAAUCAACAGAAUAAUCAACAAAACAAUCAGAAUAAUCAGAAUAUUCAACAGAAUAACCAGAAUAAUCAGAAUAAUCAGAGUAUAAGCGCACAGAGUGGGAAUACUCCCAGGACAGGCGUAUACUGCACUCAUCACAGGAUCAGCACCCACACGAACGAAGAGUGCUACGCCCUGAACAGUCGGAAUAAGAAGGAGACCCCAGGGAACGCUGUAAAUGCACGAGGUAGCACAUUCCCUGGGAAACUAUCGCAUCACAACGUAAACUACGCCCUUCUUCUCUCGGGAGUCUCUGAGAGUGUUCCCAGUGCAGAAGGACUUCUGAACGGAGUAAAUGCAAAUUUUAUUCUGAACGCAGGACUGGACGUAAACUUAAUAACGACGGAGUCUCAGAAGAUGCUGGGACUCUUCAAAAUCCGAGGAGAUUCUGAGAUAGACUUUACGAGCGAGAACUUCCUGAAUAGACCUGGGAAGGCAGAGGGAGGACUCUCUCGGGUGCGGAGUGUAAGUGCUUCCGUGAGUGUGGGAGAGCGUGAGAGCGUCCAAAGAUUCAUUCUCGUGCCAAGUAAUAACGUAAAGCUCAUCCUGGGAAUGCCCUGGAUACAGGAUAACUAUCCAACGUAUAUUUUGCACCUGGUACCCCAGAACAUGCAGAGACAGACUGUCUCUGAGCUUACAUCGAGAGUAUACCCGCAGAAUUGCUAG